Molecule: messenger RNA, 6146 nt
Organism: Amoebophrya sp. A25
Lineage: Eukaryota; Dinophyceae; Syndiniales; Amoebophryaceae
Source: the annotation of a GenBank genome assembly
CCUCUUGCCAGGCACAUCAAUACCCCUCGAAUAGGUACACUACUACUACUAAUCAAUCAAAUCAAUCAAGUCCAGUCUGAUGUCGAUUGUGAAAAAAGCUACGCUGCUAGAAGCUCUGAAUGUCAUCUCAUCCUGUGGACAGGAAGUUUUUCACUGAAAUAGUUUUUGCGACUCAAAAAGUAUAAGGAUGCGGAUGAGAGAAGAAUGAAGAGGAUGUGCUUCCCUUGGUCGUUUCCAUUUGUGGCAGGAAUUUUUCUGUGUGCUGUGGAAGGCGUUGUGGCUCUCUCUUGGUCCAACCCAGGUGUGGCUUUCUCUUCUACAGCAACUUCUACAGUACGAUCACCGCAAGAGCCAAGCGAUCCUGCGAACAAUAGUACGUCUUCGACGUCUCUUAUGGAGAUACUUACACAGACGAUUUAGAUAUUAUAGAUGACGUUGACGACGUACAACAUGUAAUUGUAAGUUUUAGCUUUAAGGCAGAUGAUAGACACGGUAACGAUGAUGCAUGUGACUUUUUGUUGUGGCUUAUGUACGACGUCACAAGUUGUAGCAAGUUUCAAGCGUUCUUAAGUAAACUAUUUUGUGCUAGUAGGGAGAUGGAAAAGCCCAUUCUUAGCCAGUUCUUUGGUGUUAGCACUUUCAAAGUGUCAAAUUUGAAGUAGUGAACUGCAAUGCUGCAAAUCGUAGAGUACAAUAUCCUUGAUACUUGGUAAUAGUAUGUAGGACAUUUGAGCCUUAUCUUAAGAGAUUGAUACGAUUCUGAGAAGAUUUUUGAUUUUUCUGACAUUCGUUGCUAAUCGCUUCACUGGAUUUAAAUUCAAUUGAAACAGCAUAUAAUCAAAAUUUCUUGGAUUCAAAGGAAGAUUGAGAUUCGAAUUGAAUUGAGAUUUGAAUUGGAAACAAAAUUGAUCAUAUCGAUUGAAAAUUGAAACCCAAAGUUCCGCUGUACUAUGUCAUCCUCCCUAGUAUCCUCAUCUCCCUAGUAUCCUCAUCUCCUUAGUAUCCUCCUUCUUGCUGAUUAAAUGUUCAAACUGUCCUCUCUACUCUUUUGAUGCAAUUUUGUUUGUCGUUGCACAUUGGUAGUUACGCUUAUUUUAAUGCUUACGCUUAUUUAUCCCUUGGAGCAGGUGGUUCUUCAACCCUCAAGGUAGAUGGAUCGGGACUGUAGAUGGUUCUUCCCUCAACCCUCAAGGUAGAUGGUUCUAAAAUCGAGCAGUCAUGGGACCCUCUGGACAUCGCUACUCGCAAUAUCGGUGCAGGGGACACGCCUGACGAAAUUUUUGAGGACUCGGAGACCACUGAUCUAUUCCCGAAUCCUUUGGAUUAUGGCACAGGGCAAUAGCAAUCGCACAUAGCAAUAGCACGUUUACGACGGCUUUGAGCCGAGUUCUGAACGUUAAACUAGCAGCGCAGGCAUGCUGACCUAUGUGUGAACCUCUAGACUACGUCCGGUCGGAGAUACAGGGUCUGCGAACAUGAUUGGACUUGGAGUAAGUAAAAACAUCAUCAUCAUAGUGCCCAUAUUAAAGAUUGGAUGUAAUUUGGCACAUUUAGCUCGCAAAAGAUUCCAUGUAAUUGUAGUAAUGCCACGCCAUCAUCCUCAGAGGCGAGCAGGUGCCGGUGGGGCUCGUUGUGCAGGAUCCAUAACCUAACCUAACCACGCCGAGUAGAUUCGUAUCAUCAUCAUGUACAUCAGUCACAAAAACAGUCUGCAAAGGAGUCUGUUCCUCUUCAUCCUCCCGAGAAUGGACGAGCUGCAGAAUGCAGCUGCGAUUGCUGUUUCGUGCAAAAUCACGAUUCAGCCACGUUGGAUAUUGAGUCGGAGCUCAACUUCCCAGCUGGAGGUAAAAGGACACUUAAAAAGGGUUUACUUUUAUGAUAGAUUGGUGUUGAAGAUGGUUUUCACUCGUAUUAUAGUCUAGGGGUUGGUAUGCUAGCCAAUGAUAGACUUCAUGGAAUGGAAAGUUCUCACUCAGCUGAAGUUGCUCACAUGAAGUGACUGCUUGGCCGCUGAUGGCUUGAAUGAAUUUGGCAUCCCUUCGAGGAUUCACUUGUGAAAUUUGAAGAGAUCGCAAGCAGAGCGCUGAAGAAAGCAUGCGAGUUAUAAUUUUUUGCCAAAAAUUCUAAUAACUUCUAGGCAACGAGGACCGCCUUCCGAGGGUGGAAAACAGCCGCCAUUUUGUUAUGCGUGGUACUAGUUUUUCCCGAAGUUUUUGGAUGCAUCAGGAAGCUCAGUACAGCUGAGGUUUUUCUUGACAUAUCAUGAGCGUUAUAAGUUCUGCUUUGAAACGAUAUCAUCAGGAUCAUGCUACGUUCUGCUUUGAAACGAUACCAUCAGGAGCAUGCUACGUUCUUUUCUGACAACAUGUCAUGAGCAAUACUUUUACUAAGUUCAUCUUCUUAUCUUUGACAUUUGAAUCAACCAAGCAGGAUAUCGAUUUUGAUUCUAUUCCUUCCUGGUUCUUUCGCAAGUUUUCUUUUUGGCUGAAACCUGGUUCUUUCGCAAGUUCCUUUUGUUUGAAGAAGUACUAAGUCUUUGGUCUUCCUCGGUCAGUAUCAUUAAUUCUACCUGGUUCUAAUCAAACGACGUGCUUCCUUCCUCGGUCAGUAUCAUUAAUUCUACAAACAAAACAGACUACUUCAUUCUAGUCAACAUCAUUACUUCUAUCAUUGUUCUAAUCAAACGACGUGCUUCCUGCCUCCUUCCGCACGCAGGGUGGAUUCCAGGAAGGUCCAGCUACUUGUGGAGCUGAUUACGGCUAAGCCCAAACGUAGUCUAUUCUAAAGUAGUGGUAUUCUAAACCCCUAUAGGUAGUGGUAUUUCUAUAGGUAGUGGUAUUCUAAACCCCUAUAGGUAUACCAGAAAAGAAAAGGAGAACUGAUACUCGCUUCGCGAUAGUGGGGUCUUCUAAACCCCGGGAGUGGGUACAUUCAUGCAUUCACUCACUCCCGUGUAAUAUUUUACUUAUCAGCUGUGUGUAAUACAACUCAAGCGGCUGAUAAGUAAUAACUAUUACUCAAGCACUGAAGAAGCUUCUGCAGUUUGUGUAAUUAAACCCUGACUGUUUACUUACACUCACUGUUUGUGUUUACUUACAGCUCUUUGUGUCUACUUACACUUUCUGUUUGAUUACACACAGCUCUUUGUGUAAGAAACCCAUCGGCAGACAUUAUGAGCCCUAUCGGCAGACAUUAUGAGCCCUCUAAGCAGAUGACGAGACGACGCAGUGUGUGGACAGAGCGGCUGACGUGUACCACAAUGCCCUGAAGAAGUCCGACUUCACGAGGGUCGUGGACCUCAACUAUUUCUGUGUGCAUGAGUGCGAACUUAUGGCCUCUUCAUCUAAGGUCAUUCCAAUCCUCUAGUGAAAAAGACGAGUCAUUCUAAACCUUUAGUGAGAAAGACGAGUCAUUCUAAUGUAGAAGAUGGAAAGGGUCACUACGUAGAAGCAAGAUGGAAAGGGUCACUACGUAGAAGCAAGAUGAAAAGAGUCACGACAAGUCACUACAAGGGGAAAGAUCCUACUACGAUUAGUCCUAGUACUAGGAUAAUCAUAAUUCAUUCCAGAGUUUGUUGUUCUAGAGAAGUCAACGUUUUUUUUGUCUAAGGUUUAGUUACCUGGUAAUUCUAGAUUCUAGAACUAUAUGCGCACGUGCAGUGCUAAUGCUUGCAAUCCAGAUGCGAAGAAGCGCAAGGAGGUCACAGACCAAACGACUCUCGUACGUGGAGCAAAGCCGAAGAAGUUGCAACUGUGCCGUCGCAAGUGUCAUCGACCGGAGUUAUGGAAGAUGUGAUUAUUUUUUUUCAAGUCUGUAAAGUAGUAGUUCUACUUAGUUAGUUCUGAAAGCUGUAUUAAAGUUGUAGAUGGAGUCCUAACCUCAUUUUAACUUAAGGACUUGAGGAAUCAAUGAUUGAAUGACAAUAAGGACUCGCACCCAAGGACGUUGAAUGUAACCCUCCCUCCCCUUGCACUUGCUGAACUUACCCCCAGAUUGGGUAUACUACUACUACUACUACUAAAGCUGAGGGUAUAUAAAUCUUUUCUGUUAUAAAGACCUGUACCCUGAGGCGUCCCGACACGACAUGACAUAAGCAAGGCCUCCAUAUCGACGGCACUCACAUGACACUAAGGAAGAUACAUAUUUAAUAUGAUUAAAAGCAUACAGACGUCGAUGUGUUUUACUACAGCGUAGCUUUUUUACAAUCAACAUCAAUUUUUUAUCUUUACUACAACUACACUAAAACAAUCGAGUAUUACAUCUCCUUUCAUAAAAAGGCUGUGAGCGUGGACCGCGGGGGCGUCGAGAUAAGCCAGCGGAUGAUGACUCGGAGGAUGCGAAGUUAAGGGUUCUUGCAAGAAGUGGACCCAAGUUGCAUCUAUAGUGUAUUUGAGCUCAGUCACAUAGCAGCUACUACUUGUUUUUCACCUCCAGGUAGGUUUAUCUACUUAAGAUAAACCGUAAACCUCUAAAAAAGGAUGGCUCUGGAGAGGAGGCUGACGGUGGCCAUGGCCGCGAGCUCGGAUAUCAAGGGCAAAACUCGGAAAAAUCGAAACCGCCGGCUCCAAAGCAAGAAGUCGAAGAUGUUACGGUUACUUGUACCUUGUAAAAUACUUCUCAAGAUGCAAAAUGAAAAAAGGAAAGUGAAGAUUGAACAUGGAAGAUAAUUUGUCGCACGCGACAUAAAAACUGCACCACCUCGCGCUAGGCACAUUCAUUCAUUCAUUCAAGAUGCAGCAGAAGUACAACCCUCAACAUCAUUAACAAAGAUAGAUGAACUGCUUUCAGAUCCUCGUAUUUCUCCUUUCCCCUUUGAUGCUCCUUUUGAUGCUUCAUCUGCUACCAGGUUUCUCCUUGCAGAUGCUUCGACAUCUGCUAACACGUUCAAUGAUUAUCAGUUUCCUUCAUGAUCGUUUCUUCUUGCCUAUUAGACCAUUUAUAAUGAUCGUUCCUAACUUAUAAUGAUCAUCAGGUUCUUUCAUGUUCUUCCGCCCUGGAAUCGAGGCCGCUGAGAAAACGGCGGAUAAGCUUGUCAAGGACGCCACAGCGGCUGCAGACGAAGCCAUCUCAGCAGGCGGUGACGAGUGAGGAAGCGAGAAUGGAGUCAUCUUCAGGUGAUGACGAGUGAGGAAGCGAGAAUGGAGUCAUCAGGUGGUGACAUCUUCGAGGAUGAGGACUUUUUUUUUGAAGUUGCGAUUAGUCUCAACGUCAUAUUAUCGAACGACGGAGGGCGUCUUUCAGAUAUGAAAUCAAUAGUACAAGUGCUGUACUAGGAGGGGGCGCUGGGGGAUAGGAAGGUCCUCAGCGUAAAAGAUGAACCGGACAGCUGUGCCGUGGUCCCGCAACGAAAAUCACACACAAUGCAUUUCCUGGCUAAGAAAUUCCUUAUUUUUUCCCAUUGAAAUGAGUCAUACUCAUAUACAGAAUUUCUAUUCCAAUCUUGUAGCCGCAAUUGCUCAUACAUAAUUAUAGCUCAACGGUUAUAACUGGAACAUUCAGACGCCGGCGACCGGUCCGAGUCCGAGCUGCGAGCGACCUGAAGGAAGGGCCCCUUUGGGACCGAUCCAGGAAAAGAUCCCAAAAAUCUGUGUGGGUCUUCCAUCAACAAAACUGUUAAACCUAUGUCACGCUCUAGGUAAGUUUAGGACUACUGCCAUCACACUCUUCUAAGUUUGCUGAUUUGUGGUCGGUCUGAGAGUACAGCUUAAUGCGCUUCGUUGGUCUGAGAAGUGCCUCCGCAGUCCUCGGUGAUCGUAUGAGAUAAGCCUUUGUGCAUCUGCCCCGUCGGUAGUCGUCGUUGUUGCUUACUUCUAUGAAAGAAUCUGCUUUGAUAUAUUUCAAAUACUUAGAGCUGCACCAAAAUAAAGGUUUCCUCGUCGGGGAGGGGAGCUCACUGCACAGAAUCCAUAAUCAAACCUGUAACCUAAAAAUGGAUCAUCGCACAUUACCAGGCGGAGCUGCGUUCACAGGAACAAGUACUUUAGGCACGAAGCUCUAAUAGUGACUACUUUAGUAGUGAUGGGUCGUUCUUGCCAGUAUGAAGGAUAGUGCUGUUGAUGAUGACACUUCAUCUACAAUUAAAACCGAGAUGACGACGUUAACACACCUUCAUCUUCGACAAAGAGAAAUAGAAACGAGCGGAAGAU